Messenger RNA from Penicillium brevicompactum, 2178 nucleotides. Its product is annotated as putative C6 transcription factor. Gene Ontology annotation, biological process: DNA-templated transcription; regulation of DNA-templated transcription. The record is from RefSeq and is a predicted model, not a curated record. Lineage: Eukaryota; Fungi; Ascomycota; Eurotiomycetes; Eurotiales; Aspergillaceae. The transcript is spliced from 3 exons. The coding region runs from base 1 to 2178 and encodes 725 amino acids. Gene Ontology annotation, molecular function: zinc ion binding; DNA-binding transcription factor activity, RNA polymerase II-specific; DNA binding.
AUGAGUGGGAAUUUCCCGUUCCCCGAGUAUUCGAAAAAUGAUUCGACCCCCAACCGUGACUGGGUUUCUGAUUACCCACGCUCCACCCUUGGCUCUUUUGAAACCAGCAAUCAUCUCAAUGCGAAGGUAGCCAUCCCCCGCAACACUCCAUCGAGUAGCUCAACUACCACUGGUCGGGUCAGUCGUGCAUGUGAAAAUUGUCGAGAACAAAAGGCCAAAUGUAGUGGCCAUCAUCCGGUUUGCCAUCGGUGCCAGGAUGCCGGGGUUCAAUGUUCAUAUGGCGACCGGAAAAGGGAGAAGAUGGUCAAACAGUUGACCGAGUUAUCCUCCAAAGUUGAAUCCCUUGAAACUCUUCUGUGUGAUAUUUACCACGCACUCGAUGCUUCGUCAGCACGUCAGGUCGAUCAACGCCUGAGGGAUCUAAACUUGCACCCUCACCCCCUUCCCAAUUCAACUCUUGCAUCAUCCCAACAAGCUCCGUCUGAUGCAAUUGAUAGCCUCUUGGCCAUCCCAACGGGGGUGGUCGACUACACCGAAGAGGACUUCAACCGUAAUGACAAGGUACAAGCGAUGGGAUUUGUGGGCGAUCAUUCAGAGAUCGCAUGGUUGUACAGACUCAAACGCAGCCUUGACCAUGGCAACUCCACGCCAAUCAAAGAGAUACCCGAACCUCCUGCUAUAUCUUCCAUGAACUAUUUCGAAGACGAGUCCGAAAUUUCGGUUCCCAACACCGUCGAUCUUGCACGCCGGCCCCCUCAACACAUCGCUGACAAGCUCGUUGAAAAUUAUUUCCACGUCCUUCAUUCCGCGUUCCCCAUCCUUGGAAAGGCUCUCUUUCUAAAUCAGUACCGAUCCUUCUACUCAAACCCGAGUGUACGGCCUGGGAAACGCUGGCUGGCUGUGUUGAACUUGGUGUUUGCCAUCGCUACCAGACAUGCGUCCCUUACAGACCAGCCCCAGACGGACUACAGCGAACAUUCUGUGUAUUUCGCCCGCGCUUGGAAGCUGAGUGGAAGCAAAAUUUUACUUGAUCAUCCUGAUCUACAACAAACACAGGUGGAGGGCCUAGCUGCAUUCUAUCUCCUGUCAAUUGGCCAGGUCAACAGGUCUUGGAGAACGGUUGGAGUCGCGAUUCGCUCGGCAUUGGCGAUGGGAUUGAACCUUCGAAGUGAAACCGAUAGCAUCACACACUUUUCGAGAGAACUUCGGUACCGGGUUUGGUGGGCGCUUUAUCUGCUGGAUACGGUACUGUGUGAGAUGACAGGUCGUGCGUCCAUCGCAGCCCAUACUUUUUGCACAACUCCGCUUCCAGUUCCAUUCCUCGAGGAGGAUAGGGAAGACGAGCGUGUCGUCCAGAUGGUCACCAAUCUAGGGGCACGGAGUGCCUUUUCCACCUCCUUGUUGUCUCAUCCUCACGUUCCGCCCAAAGACCCAUUGGCUUCGAAAGAUCCAGAGCAGUCGUUGGGCAAGGACAAGCACGUUGAACAAAAGCCUGAUCUGACGGCCGCCGAAAACCUGACACCAAAUGCCUCUCUUUGCUUUCUGUAUGCUGUGGAUCUAGCCCAACUUUUGCAACGGGCCGUGGAUGCUGUCUACAUCUCUAGCCUAGAGCGGCAGUCGUGGCAUGAAGUCGAAGCGGAAAUCUCAACCUUCAAUACCCAUGCCGACAAUUGGUUACUUCGUCUCCCGAUGGAGUUCCAAUCCCCAGCAUCAGACACAAGCCAGGAAUUCGCGCAACAGCGCGUCAGUCUCACUUGCAGAUAUUAUGCUACCAAAAUGAUCAUCUUACAGCCUUGCAUUCGCCACCUCUCUCAGACUUCGGAAGCAAGCACUCCGGGUACACUAUGUGAAAGCAUGGCAGCGAUAUGUGUUCAGAUAGCCGGCCAAAUGCUGGACUUGUUGCCUGGAACAGGAGAUACAAAUUGGCUCCACUGCGUCGCUCCUUGGUGGUGCAUCCUGCACAAUGUCAUGCAAGCCACAACCAUCUUGAUGACCGAGCUUUUGACUCGUACGACUGCACACACCCUCGAAGCUGCCAGCAUAAUCACUAAGCUGAAGCGAGCUAUCGCAUGGUUGCACGAAAUGUCUGCUAGGGACGAAUCCUCGCGGCGCGCCUGGAUUAUCUGCACUGAAAUUGUCUCACGCCAUGGGUCGAGAUUUGGGCUUGGGCCUGUCUAG